Messenger RNA from Dalotia coriaria, 2643 nucleotides. RefSeq names its product WW domain-containing adapter protein with coiled-coil wacky (gene wcy). Gene Ontology annotation, cellular component: nucleus. Gene Ontology annotation, molecular function: chromatin binding; RNA polymerase II complex binding. The coding region runs from base 196 to 1854 and encodes 552 amino acids. Gene Ontology annotation, biological process: regulation of autophagy; positive regulation of TORC1 signaling. The transcript is spliced from 9 exons. NCBI's taxonomy places the organism in Eukaryota, Metazoa, Arthropoda, Insecta, Coleoptera, Staphylinidae. The record is from RefSeq and is a predicted model, not a curated record.
CAAUGAGGCAACGGAAGAAAUUAGGAGCAUUUACCUUCAGCUGCGAAUUGUUCCCUUAUGUGACAUGGCGUCUGAGAGGAAAGUUAGUUGUUCUUAAGCGGGGCACGUCGGUCGACAAACAUUCAACUUUUAUGACAAUUGAUGAAGAGACGGCUUAUUUGCAAAGCCACGGAAUUCCGCUAAGGACUUGCAUUGAUGGUAAUGCAUGCAAGGAAAACGCAGCGGAUGAGCGAUGGGUACUUCGAGAAACACCAGGCCCAUCCCUAUCAGAACUCAAAAUAUGGGUCAUCCAAGGGUUAUGGGUCAAGCACAGAUAGGUAUGAUCGGAUUCGCGACUCACCCAAUGGGAACUAUCGUUCGGACAGUCCGGAUUCACAAUCUCCCAGAGAGAGGGAUCGUUCUUACCAGUCUAAAGGCUCAUAUAUGCAGAAAAUAUAUGAAAAGGAGAGAGAAAAUAGAGACUACAAGAGAGGCAAACAUUAUCCAGAUUGUGCCAGAUCACCAAAGGAUAAGCGCUCACGCGACUCGGAACAUAGAACAAAUCACGACCGAAGUGACGACAAAAGCAUACUGCAUCCUAUAAAAGUUUCACAAAAUCUUUCAUCUAGGGAUCGGAAACCUAUGCAUAACAAUUGUAUUGAUAAGAGGGAUGAAAGGGAUAGAGGAACAAGAGUUGGUGAUUGGUCAGAGCACAUUAGUUCAUCUGGUAAAAAGUAUUACUACAAUUGCAAAACUGAAGUAUCACAAUGGGAGAAGCCGCGCGAAUGGAUUGAUCGGGAGAGGGAUAGAUGUAGAACUAGGGAUAGGGAUCGUGAAUUGGAUCGGAACUAUGGUAGUUCCAGCCGCUCAGGAUCACGUCAUGAUAAACAUUCCAACUCAAGAAGCAGUAAUAGUAGCAGCAGCAGCAAAGAUGUAUUGCGCGACGGCGCCACGGGCAGCCAGCACUGGAGCUCGCGAGACGAUGGGGACCACAAGGAGCCACGCGGCUCGCGAAAACAUCCGGACGAGAAUGCGACUCAAGACAUGGAUAUCUCACCCGGCGAUAGCACACCCACAUCGGAGGUGUCGUACUCGACAUCUGCCCACGUGCCGCUGGAACAGAACUCACACGGGCCUGUGCUGCUUGCCAAUGCGCUGCCGCGGCUGAUUUCACAUCCUCAGCAUUUGCCGUCAACGCCAACGACGAUUCGUUCGGAGUCUUCGCCAUUGACGAACCCGGCGAGUACACCGUCAAUGGUGCCGCCGCCGUCGAACAUUAUCACAACAUGCAGUGCUCCCGGACCGCCUGCCUCGCAUCACGCGAAUAAUUCGUUGAAUGACGGCAUCAACAGCGAUGGUAAAAGUUUAUCUUCUAGAAUUUUAAGUGAGAAUUUAGGUCAGCUAAGUGUUGACACCAAUCAUACUGGAGCAUCUGGCGAGGGCCCCCCUACGCCGACACAUUCAGAGGCACCGGAGUGCAAUAAAGUUGCGGUGCCCUCCGGCAGUCCACCAACUGGCAGCGGUUUGUCUACCCUGCAAGGCGUCUCGAGUUCUUUACAAGCACUGCGGCCACAAGGCCCAACGAUUACACCGUCGUUAGCAAAUCACGUUAGAGAUGAUUUAGUUAACCAUGUACGCGGAUGGCCUGCAGAUAUUUUAGAAAAACAAGCACAGAAACUGUCUGAAGAAUCACACAUUAUGGGCAGCAUACAAUGUUCCAAAGUAUCGGCAGAACUGAAAUCGGCCAGGUCUACAGUGAGACUUACGGAAAUACAAGCCACACUUCAAGAGCAGAGAGUUUUGUUUCUACGUCAGCAGAUUAAGACGUUGGAAGAAAUGAAGUCUCAAAAUUCGUUUAUGUCGGAUGACUCUUAGUGUGCAAAAAUUAGUGUUACUUCUCUCCCUCUAAAGAAUAUUUUAAUUAUUAUUUAUGUAAGUGACAAAAUAAUUGGUUGUAUUUAUUUAUACUACACGAAAAAAUAAUUGAAAGAUAAAGAAGCGCGCCGUGCUGGCUCAGUGCACCGUUUUUAAAGUAACACGCGAUUUGCACAAUUUCGUACAUAGUUACGCUACGAGGCAACGUGUCGCAGGUUGCGUUACGAUUAGUUUGUGUCUCACUAAUUUUCGGGCGAGUUAAUUUUUUGUGGGCAAUCGGUAAUGGGGGAACGUUAGGUACAAUUUAUCUUAAUUCCUAAAUAGACACUCUGUGUGGCUUAGGCGAUAAAUAAGAUACCGCGGUCAGGUUGGUUUAUCUUUUCUAUGUGCAGAGCAUCAUAAUUCGUCGCGCAUGGUGAUUAAAUAAUAGAAAAAACAGAGAUGUGGUUUCGUCUUAAACGCAAGUACAUUUGAAGGCGCCCGCGCCCGAGAUUGGUGCAUAGGGCCCCGUCAAGCAUUUCAUUUUAUUAUUAUAAAAAACAAAAAAAAAACGCUAAAGGAAUCAUAAGAAUAGAUGAUAACUAAAGACUAUCUCUAGGUAGAUUUAUUGAUUGAUGAAAACUAUGUGACUUUGUAUUUGUAUUAUGAUGGUUUUAUGUUUUAGAUUUUAGUGAAACAAAUUAAUAAUCCUCUAGGCAUAUAGUUUUAUUACUUUCUGUCUCAUUACUUCCUAGAUGUACAUUUUCGUUUUCGCUGUAAUAUGUAAAUAUAUUUUAUAAUAUUCAUCAA